AUGAACAACACCGCUGCCGCUAUAAAUCCUAAUCCAAACGUCAUACCGUUCGAUGACACAUACAUCCUUUAUGACUCCGAUGACUUUUUAUCAUUUCUGAGCGCAUAUUUCUCGCUGAUGCCUAUCCUAGUAUUGUCUUUUUAUUUGUCGUGGUUUAUCAUCACAAGAGAAUUAGAAGCCUGCAUUGUGGCCUUCGGCCAGCUAACAAACGAAAUUUUUAACAACGUGAUCAAGAAUAUAAUAAAACAACCACGUCCUGUAUCGUUCGGAGUAUCAUUCCAAAAUGACACUAUAAGAUCUGGUUAUGGAAUGCCCAGCGCACAUUCCCAAUUCAUGGGAUUUUGCUUUACUUACAACUCCUUGAAAAUAUAUACUUCAUGGAGAAAUCUUAACGUUUACGAAAAAUGCAUUUUUUUCAGUGGACUGGCCUUAUUGUCGUUCUGUGUUUGCUUUUCCAGAGUUUACCUUCACUACCACAACCUGGACCAAGUAAUCGUCGGAUUCAGUGUGGGAGCACUAACUGGCGCACUUUAUUUUGUUAUACUUGGCAUCAUAAGAGAACUGGGCUUAAUUAAUUGGUUUCUGAAACUACGCAUUGCCAAGUUAUUUUACAUGACAGAUUCCUAUAACCUGGCACCCGUGACGCUGAAAGAGAGGUAUGAAGUAUACUGGAAAAAGUUAAAUCAGCAACCUUUCAAUAUCAAAUCCAAAACAGAGUAG
Saccharomyces mikatae IFO 1815 is the source of this 720-nucleotide messenger RNA. RefSeq names its product dolichyldiphosphatase (gene CAX4). NCBI's taxonomy places the organism in Eukaryota, Fungi, Ascomycota, Saccharomycetes, Saccharomycetales, Saccharomycetaceae. Gene Ontology annotation, molecular function: sphingosine-1-phosphate phosphatase activity. The coding region runs from base 1 to 720 and encodes 239 amino acids. The transcript has a single exon. The record is from RefSeq and is a predicted model, not a curated record.